Molecule: messenger RNA, 2338 nt
Organism: Xiphophorus hellerii (green swordtail)
Lineage: Eukaryota; Metazoa; Chordata; Actinopteri; Cyprinodontiformes; Poeciliidae
Gene: ubiad1
Product: UbiA prenyltransferase domain containing 1
Exons: 3
Coding region: 867-1931 (354 amino acids)
Biological process (GO): vitamin K biosynthetic process; menaquinone biosynthetic process
Cellular component (GO): endoplasmic reticulum; Golgi membrane
Molecular function (GO): prenyltransferase activity
Source: RefSeq, a predicted model, not a curated record
GCUACUGCCGUCACUGAUAUUCACCGCCCUAAGUUACCACUCUUAAGGCUAGGCGGCUAGCUUAUUAGCUCUAAUCCUAUAAUCUCAACAGUUAGGGUCAGUUCGUUUGACUGUCCGAGCUGGCUUCACCUGAAUGUAGUUUCGAACAGAAUCCCGCAUGGUCGUCAAGAGACCCAAUCAGAAUGAGCGUAAAGAACGACAUCACUGUGAAAAGCACUUAUCUAACUGUGUCAGACAUGGUCUGCAUGCUUUUAGCAAAAGUGUUUGAAUAGGAGUUUAAAGCAUUACGCUUAAGGCUCGUUGAUGUUCAGAUUUAAAAUGUGUCUAAACAUAUUUUAAAAGAACUCGGCCCCAUAUGUAUAGAUUCUGGUCCGGAAACAAAACAGGUACAGCGUCCCACAAAAGUGAGCACAACCCUCACAUCACGUUUGUAAAUAUUGUAUCUUUAUCAUGGGACAAUAUUUAAUAUAUUGUACUUGAGACAACGUAAGGCAGCCAGUUCGUAUAAUAAUGUAAGUUUGCUAUUCCCCAGCCAUUAAUGUCUAAACCGCUAGUGUUACAAGCUCUGAGGUGUGAAUGGAGUAGCAGGCGUGUUAAAUUCGUUGUUAUCGCUUCAGUGCUCUCUUAUACUAGUCACUGGAAGCUUAACAUGGUAAAAAAAAAAACAAAAAAACAAAAAACCCUCAAUGGAUUUAAAAACAAGAAUUGUUACCAAACAUAAAGAUGGACUAUAGGCUACAAGAAGAUUGCCACGACCCUGAAACUAGAACCUGCGGUCUGAUGAUGUCAAGAUCAACUUAUUUGGUUCACAUGGUGUGAAGUUUGUGUGGCAGCAACCAGGAACACCAGAUUAAUUAACGCUUCUCAUGCUGAGGAAGAUGGCUAAAGAUCAGAGGCACAACAGAGUAGAGACAUUUGUGCUGGCUGGAUCGAAUGGUCACAAUGGCCAGCAGUGGCAGACCGACGCCAACAACUCGAGACCAGACCACCCUGCCACGGCCAACCACGUCUCUAGGAUGGCCCGCGUCGCCUCCGACGUCAGACACAAGUGCGCGGCCUAUGUGCUGGCUCUGAGGCCGUGGAGCUUCAGCGCCUCGCUCAUACCCGUGGCCCUCGGCAGUGCCUUGGCGUACAAGCUGGACGGCUCUGUGGACCUGGUGGUCCUGAUGGUGUGCGCCGUGGCCGUCCUCGUGGUCCACGGUGCCGGGAAUCUUGUGAACACCUACUACGACUUCUCCAAAGGAAUCGACCACAAGAAGAGUGAUGACAGGACUCUCGUCGAUGAAAUUCUGGCACCACAGGAUGUCGUCAUGUUCGGUGCGCUGCUGUAUUCCUUGGGGUGCCUGUGCGCCACUCUCCUCUACUUCCUAUCGACGCUCAAGCUGGAGCACCUCGCCCUUAUUUACUUUGGGGGUCUUUCCAGCUCUUUUUUAUACACUGGAGGCAUCGGCCUCAAGUAUGUUGCCCUGGGAGACAUAGUGAUCCUCAUCACCUUCGGCCCCCUGGCGGUGAUGUUCGCCCAUGCUGUGCAGGUGGGCUACCUGUCGGUGCUGCCGCUGGUCUACGCCGUCCCGCUGGCCCUCAACACAGAAGCCAUCCUGCACAGCAACAACACAAGAGACAUGGACUCGGACAAGCAAGCCGGCAUCGUCACGCUGGCCAUCCUCAUAGGCCCCACGCUGUCUUACGUCCUCUACAAUCUCCUGCUCUUCGUCCCGUACGUGCUGUUUUGCAUCCUCGCCACCCGGUACACCAUCAGCAUGGCUCUACCGCUGCUCACGCUGCCGAUGGCCUUCCCUCUGGAGAAGCAGUUCAGGAGUCGUUGCUACGCCAAGAUCCCCCAAAAAACUGCCAAGCUCAACCUCCUCAUGGGACUCUUCUACGUUUUUGGGAUCAUCCUGGCGCCUCCCGGCAGCUUGCCGCUACUGUGAUUCUUUAGAGUCAACGCAUCGAAACUCUUGUUUAUUACUCACUAGUUUAUAGUACCUCUUUUUAUUUGUAAAAAGAAAAAGUCUAAAGGCUUGUGCUGGCUUUUAUUUAUUUGCUAAUUUAUAAGCUGAAAAGUUUAGCUUUCAAAGUGACAAAGCAAAGCAGGUUUCUGACAGUAUUAAACCAUCUUUAAUCUGUUAAGAGAAAAGCAAAUCUGCAGCUGCCGGAUUUGUAGUACAGUACAUGAUAUCAGCACAAAUAUAAUAAACCAUACUCCUCAACAUUAUGUUGUUUUUUUGUUUUGUUUUGUUUUUAUGGUACUCAGAGUCCAUUUGGUGUUUGUCAUUUUUAUUUCUCAAGAGCCAAAUAAUUUGAGGUCAUUGUAAUAAAACUCACUUGUGCUGAACUA